Boleophthalmus pectinirostris (great blue-spotted mudskipper) is the source of this 4059-nucleotide messenger RNA. RefSeq names its product cyclin-G2-like. The record is from RefSeq and is a predicted model, not a curated record. Gene Ontology annotation, biological process: mitotic cell cycle phase transition; regulation of cyclin-dependent protein serine/threonine kinase activity. Gene Ontology annotation, molecular function: cyclin-dependent protein serine/threonine kinase regulator activity. Lineage: Eukaryota; Metazoa; Chordata; Actinopteri; Gobiiformes; Gobiidae. Gene Ontology annotation, cellular component: nucleus; cyclin-dependent protein kinase holoenzyme complex; cytoplasm. Bases 2540 to 3472 code for a protein of 310 amino acids. The transcript has 10 exons.
UUCCCAAACAACAGACCCAAGAUGGCGGAUGAGAGAGUGUGGCAUGUGUCUGAGCCGCGAGGACAGAAGUGGACUCGACUUCGAGCGGAAUUAAGGCAACAUGUGCGGAAACCCCGGGAACAAUUUACUGACUUUUUGAAGGCGUAAAUGAAAAAGAAAGAACGCAUAAAUGUGCAGUAACAGGACCAUAUUGACAGGACACGCGGCGGGGACAGGGACAGGACUACACAUGGCGCAUCUGCUGCAGUGUCAGCCUCAUGGUGGGACAGGAGAAGGCGUCUGCUGUCUGGUCUGCUCAAAGAAAUCUACAAUGCAGCUGUGUGCAAAGAAAAGUGACCACCUGAGAGCGGAAUCAGUGUCUUUAAGAGGAAAAGAAGACUGAUCAUGUCCUACAGCAGGAGAGGACCUCAUGACGCUGUAGACAUCUGCUGUGGACCUGGACAUGUCAUGGACAUCUGAGGCCUCUAGUCCUGAUGUGCUUCAGUCUUCACUACAGCACAGGAGAGAUCUGGACAGGAACCAAGAUAUCAGAUGCCUUGACAGCCAGAAACGUGUGAACAUGCUGCAGAGAGCACACUGGGGGCUUCUCCUGGACCGGCUGCUUUAUUUACUGAGCAGAAGAAACACACCAUGGACUGAACCCAGGACUGAACUAGGACUAAACCAGAACUGAACUAGUACUCACUGUCAGGAUGGGCUCGGAGAUGCGCCCGUGUAGACCGUCGGGUGACCACAGGAGAUAAAGAUAAUGAUAAGGAGGUAAGCGCAGCUGUCGCCCGAGCGCGCUUUAUGGAUACCUUGCUCCGUGUGCUCAGGGUUCUCUCUCUCUUAAGUCCAAGAUUAGUCCUUGUGUAGACCUGGUGGACCCAUGGGUAACCGACCCUGUGUGGGACUAUGCCUUGAAUGCAGCGCGCGUUGUUUACGUCAUUGUCUUGACUUUAGUUGACUUAUUUUGAAAGGGCAUCGGAAGUUUAUUUUGACACCCCGUGUUUAUUUCCUGUCUUUCCCCUGCUAAAAACCUUGGAGAUGCUCCUUUAGUUAAAAUGGAAAGCUAAACCUGCUGCUCGUGUGCUGUGCUGCUGCCCUAACUCGCUGUUGCACUUUGGUGUGAAUUGGGCAUUAUCCCUAAGCAUGAUUUUUUGAUUUUAUUUUUCUAUACUUUUUUUCAUUUAUCGUCAUGAAUCUGUCAAUGAAUAAUCAUCAUAAUUUUGAGCAAUUGCUGCCUAUUCUGAAAAAAGAGAAAUCAGUUGAACAGAAUAUUAAUUGUCGAUACAUUUCUUCAAACCUGGUCUCAUUCUAAACGGUUCUGUAUUACGCAAAAUUAACUCAUGCAAGCUUUUACCCAUGUUAGAAUGCUGCUACCUCCUCAGAAAUACCUGGAGUUGUGUUUUGUUUCAUUCACACAUGUUUGAGUAACCCUUUUUAUUAGUCUGUCUAGAUCAGACAUGUCAAACUCAGGCCCGGGGGCCAAAUUUGGCCCGCAGUAUAAUUAUAUUUGGCCCGUGAGAUCAUAUCAAAUAUGUAUUCAAGCUGUCUGCCAGCUACAGAUCGACUAUAGAGACAUUAUUUAUUUAAAUUGCUGUUAUCUUUUCAUUUUAUGCUUGUUCUGGAUUGUUUAUGUUUAAGCAAAAAUAUUAUUAAUAUGGAUGUUAAGCAAAACUAUUAUUAAACAUUUAUUUUAAUAAGAAAAGGUUUAACAUUACAUAUCUCAGAAGAAGAGAAAACAUGCUGAUGUGGAAAUGUUUUAAUAAAUAUUUAGUUUGGCCCACAACUUAGUCCUAAUUUUUAAUUUUGGCCCUCUGUGAAUUUGAGUUUGGCAUCCCUGGUCUAGAUCUUCAGCUCUGUGCAAUGUCCCCCUUGUCCUCUAUGUUUGUCAUAUUGUAGGGGGGAAGUAAGCUUACAUCAAAAAUAUAAUAUUGCUUUUAUUGCUUUGAUGUUACACUAUUAGGGAUGGGACAAGAUCCGGUGCCACAAGAUUUUGCAGACAUGAGGAAAAUUAUCUUGUGACAUGUUUUGAGAUAUGUUUACUAAUCGCUUGGGCAAUAAAAAGGGUUAACUGUAGCUGUAGUUCCAAAAAGAAGUGUACAAUGUGUGCAAAAAUAUUAAACGGAAUUUCACAAUGUAUAAAUUUUUAAUGCUGCCAAUAUGUCAUCUUGCCUUUGUCUCACCCCUACUGGCUAUGUUUAAAUACAAAUGUGACAAAUGAGAGCCUUAACCUUACUUGCAUGUGCAACUGUAUGUCUCUGAUUUGAUUAAUGCGAGAACAAAGCUGUGGAGAGGGGGCAGCUGAAAAUUCUUAAGUCUUGCAGGACAAACCAGGAUUACUCAAACAUGUGUGAAUCACUUGAAAAAAAAUACAGUGUGAGUAAGCAAAUGAUGAGGCAACACAUCACAGGUCAUACGUCAUCUUGAGGUUAAGGUUGGACAUUGAGACACUUACAUGUAUACUAAUGUCGUAUAGAUUUUAUGUGAUCUGUGGAGGGGGACCAAUGAUUAUCAUACUGAAAAGCUCCUGUAAACUCCAGUUAGCCAUAGAGACAUGGACCCGGUCAGACUGCUGAAGGAGCUCAAGGCCACCUAUGACCAGGAAGAGCUCUACCUGCCCAAAGAGGCGGGGCUUAACUUCAUUGAGGCCACUCAGGACAGCGCGGGGGUCUCAGCCAAAAGCAGGGACAGCAGAGUGGAGGACCUGCUGAGUCUGACCCGCUUCUUCGGUUACAGCACACAGACAUUCGUCCUGGCCGUGAACCUGCUGGACAGAUUCCUGGCCAUGAUCCGGGUACGACCCAAGCACCUGUCAUGUGUGAGCCUUGGCUGCCUGCACCUGGCGGCCAAAGCAUGCGAGCAGCAGUGUGACGUGACCCCGGGGGAGGAGCUUAUCCGCAUCAGCCAGUCGGGCUUCACCUCAUCCGACCUCAGUCGCAUGGAGGCCAUCAUCGUGGGCAAACUCCAGCUCCAGCGCCCUGCCGUGACCGCUGCCACCUUCCUCCAACUGUACCACCAAAUCGCCCUGGCACACUGCACGCACAGAAGAGACAUUUUGAGCCUGGAAAAGCUUGAGGCACAGCUCAAAGCCUGCCUGUGCCGGCUGUCCUUCUCCAGAGCCAAGCCCUCUGUCCUCGCUCUGUCCCUGCUCAUCCACGAGGUCCAAACCAUCCAAUCAGACGACAUGCUGGAAGUGGCCACUCAAAUCCAGAGACACCUCAAGAUCCGUGAGUCUGAGCUGGGGUGCUGGGGCGAGCGGGUGGCCCGGUGCCUGUCUGUGUACGCCUCUGCUCAGUGCACCAAACCAGACCACAGGAGGCUGCAGUGGGUCAUCUCCCGCCGCACCGCACACAACCUGCACUCCUCCCGCACUGUCCCAGAACUGCCCACCAUCCCCGAGAGCGCCUGGGACCACAGCAGUGAGGAUUCAGACACGCUCAGCUCUGGGGAGGAGUCUAUCUGCUCUGGUGAGGAGUCUCUGAGCUGAGAGGAGGGGCCUGUGAUGCAGCAUUUCUACGCUGACAAACUUGUUUUUUAUCUGCAAAGAACAGAAAUUUUCAAAAAAACACAGCGGAGCAUUUUCAUGUUCCUCUGAGCCUGUCACAGAAGUGAGGACUGUGCAUUGUUGUGAACAGAGGUGGGGAGAGGAGUUUAUUUCAAGUAAAAAAGAAAAAAAAAUCUUAGUGGGAUGUGUAGUCAAAUUGUACCAUAAAAAUACUGUUACCGUACACGUAAAAUGUAUUGUGUCAACUAUUCUUAAAAAUGCUUAAUAUGAAGACGGUUACUCACACUUGAUGUUAAUCCUCACCUCUAAACAAGAGAACAGUUUUAGUGCCUGAAAUGUGAAAUGGUAAAGAUAAGUGGUGCUUUGCUUGUGACAUCAGUGUUCACUGAGGAACUGGAAGAACACACUUUACAAUGUAGCAAAAUGAAUGUUUAAUGGCUCUUAUGCAAUGACAAAGUAAUGUAUAUAAAAACUGUAAAAAAGUGUAAAACUGUAAAUGAUGUAAAAAUAUUUUGUAGAUGUUAUUUAUUGAUUCUGUGUUAAGACUGAAUAAAAUGUCUUAUCAAAAA